GUAAGGCGGAGUCUGAUAUUCAUGAGCGAUGCCUAAGAACAUGAUGUAAAAAAAAAAAAUUCAUGAUCAUGGGGGUCUCCCCGCUUUGGAUUAAAACUCUACCCCAACUCGGAGCCGGUUUCAGUCGAGCGAGAAACUUCCUAGAGAGUGGUUGGCAUUCGAGUUCGGCAAACGUUUAGACUACUUUGUUUAUCCCCGUGCUCUGAUCAUACCUUUGCCGUUCCCCGCGCGGAAGCUUCCACGUUUAGAAUCGAAUCAUUUAUCUUCAUCUUCCAAAAAAUGAUGCUACACUGAUUUCGUCUUUUACUGCUUUUAUUCUUAAUGGCUUUCUGAUUUUGACUUUUGUUUACGUUUGAAAACAUAUAUUCCAACCAUGGCUUCCUUGACGCUUCUGAAUGGAAUGCAUCCAGCAGAAAACAUGAUUAACAACACAACUUGUUAUUUAGUAACGUCAUCUUCCAAUGGUAGCUCUUACACGAACAGUUUAUCUUCAUCUUCACCAGUUACGAACAUAGGAACGCAUCAUCGAAUCGCUCCCAGGAUUCCAGAACACAGUCAUAAGUACAUCAAUAACAAUCAAGAUUUAUUACGAUGUAAAAGACGAAUCCAACUUGGACAAUUAUCCUCCGGAGGUAAGGGUUCAAAUCCCCAGCCUGCGGCAGUGGCCAGGAGAAACGAGCGAGAAAGAAACAGGGUUCGUUUGGUCAACUUAGGUUUCGCGACACUACGUCAACACGUCCCUAAUUCUUCAAAGAACAAAAAAAUGAGCAAAGUGGACACUUUAAGAUCUGCCGUUGAGUAUAUUAAAAGAUUACAAGAACUAUUAGGAGAGACAACGAACAAUUUAAUGACCGGUAGUGGGUCAGUAGAUGAGAACUCUUACCCGGCCGGGGGUCAGUCUUCUACGGGAUCUCCGACACCCAGUGUUUGUUCGGAAGCAUCUUCGCCGUACGAUCUGAUGGUAGGAGACGAGGAGGAAGAUUUGAUGGAUUUCGCCAAUUGGUUUUGAUCAAUGAAAUGAUGAAACAAAAAGCACAUCUCUACCUCAUACAAAACUGUUGCUGGACAGCAUGAUGACAGGCUGGACUUGUUUUGAUUGAUAAACUGAAGCAAUAAUCGAUGAUGAAUAUUUUUGGCGCCAAUAAAGAAAUGAUUAGACAAAAGUGUCGUCGAAACUCUCAGAACUUCCAUUGAAAAUUGAACAUUAUAGUAUUUGCUCAUACUUAAGAACAUUAUUGCUGGGACCUGAGUUGGCUACGGAAAAUAAGUUUGUACAUAUUUAUUGAAGAAUAUUGCAACUGUUGUGAAUAUAAGUUAUGCCAUGUGAUUGCAUAUCAUGUUGUAUUUGUUCAUUGGAGUUAAGUGAUUGCAUAGAAAUUUUAAAAAAUGUGCCUUUACAGAUGGUAAAUUUUAUUGUUCAUUAUGGGCAUUCAUCCCUUUACUUGCGAUCAAAUUUAUACAUUCCACGUGUUAUGAAAUAAGUUUCUGUAAAUAAGAGAAAUAUAUUUUGUAUUAACUUAUAUGAAAGUUUCGAACAGUAUUUUCAUAUUGUAUUUAUUUCUUACACAUGAAUUUCUAUGCCAUGUUGCACUGUAAUAAAGAAGAUUUUUAUGACAGA
Messenger RNA from Parasteatoda tepidariorum (common house spider), 1618 nucleotides. RefSeq names its product achaete-scute homolog 1a. Gene Ontology annotation, molecular function: DNA-binding transcription factor activity, RNA polymerase II-specific; protein dimerization activity; RNA polymerase II transcription regulatory region sequence-specific DNA binding. Gene Ontology annotation, biological process: regulation of transcription by RNA polymerase II. NCBI's taxonomy places the organism in Eukaryota, Metazoa, Arthropoda, Arachnida, Araneae, Theridiidae. Gene Ontology annotation, cellular component: RNA polymerase II transcription regulator complex. The record is from RefSeq and is a predicted model, not a curated record.